Messenger RNA from Pantherophis guttatus, 3461 nucleotides. It is a transcript of the gene THAP11, whose product is annotated as THAP domain containing 11. Gene Ontology annotation, molecular function: RNA polymerase II cis-regulatory region sequence-specific DNA binding. Gene Ontology annotation, cellular component: nucleoplasm. NCBI's taxonomy places the organism in Eukaryota, Metazoa, Chordata, Lepidosauria, Squamata, Colubridae. The record is from RefSeq and is a predicted model, not a curated record. Gene Ontology annotation, biological process: regulation of transcription by RNA polymerase II.
GCAGGCAGGCAGGCUGCUUGUGGCGUCGGCGCCGGAGAAGGAGCUUGCAGCCGCCGCCUUCUUGGACUCGCAAAUCGGGAGGCCUUGUGGGAUCUGUAGUCCCGCCGCCUCGGGCCCGCCGGGGGAAGGAGGAGGCGGAGGAGGCGGAGGAGGAGGCAGGCACACCGCGCAGACCAUGCCCGGGUUCACGUGCUGCGUGCCAGGCUGCUACAACAACUCGCACCGGGACAAGGCGCUCCACUUCUACACCUUCCCGAAGGACGCCGAGCUGCGCCGCCUCUGGCUGAAGAACGUCUCCCGGGCGGGCGUCAGCGGCUGCUUCAGCACUUUCCAGCCCACCACCGGCCACCGCGUCUGCUCCGAGCACUUCCCCGGAGGGCGCAAAUCCUACCUGGUGCGCGUCCCCACCAUCUUCCCCUUGCGGGGGGUCAACGAGCGCAAAGGGGCCCGCGGGGCCAGGAGAGCCCGGCACGCCCCCGCCGCCCAAGCCGCUGCCCAGGCGGCCGCCCAAGCCGCCGUCGCCGCCCAAGCCGCCGCCGCCGCUCAAGCCGCGGUGCUGCUGACUUUGCAAGAGGGGGCGGCCGCCCAGCCUGGCCAGGGCCUGGUCAGGGCGGCGGGAGGAGGAGGAGGAGGAGGAGGAGGUGUCAGUGGGGGGCCUGGGGGUCUCCCCGGGGAAGAUGUCAAGCCUAUGGACCUGACGGUGCAGGUGGAACUGGGGGGCCCCGGGGCCAUCGUGGGGGCCCCGGUCCACUUGGCUUUCCUAGCUGACAACGGGCCUCUGGUGGACGGUCCCCCGGAUCAUUCCUACUCGCUGUCCUCGGGCACCACGUCGGAGGAGCUGCUGCGCAAGCUGAACGAGCAACGGGACAUCAUCGCCCUGCUGGAAGUCAAGAUGAAGGAGAUGAAGGGCAGCAUCCGGCGACUCCGCUUGGCCGAAUCCCAGCUGCGGGAAGAGAUCAGGGAGAAGGACCGCUUGCUGCAUGCCGCCAGCAUGGCCGGCGGGGCCCGCAAGCGCCACGGCCUCUGAGGCGCCAAGGCCCUGCCGGGUCCCGAAUAUGCCUGGACGGGGAUCUUGAUGGUCAGGUGGGGGGAGGGAUCUUGCAUCAAAAAGACUUGCAGGGGUGGGAAAGCAGUUGUCAAGACAAAUGGUGCUCCAGGCAGUUGCCCAAAUGACAUUUUUCGCCCCGGUUAGGCAGCUCUGCCCUGCCAUGGGGGAGUGACCAGUUUUGAGCCCCUGGUUCUUCUCUGCUUCCGAAGCCCAGGCUUCUUCGUCCGAGCUGGCCCGGAUUAAAUUCACGGGACUUCAACAUGUGUCCUUAACAUUUAUCCCACUGACAAACUCUUGCUGCGAUACUUUUCAAAAGAUGGCCUGGGAUUCUGGUCAACGGCUUCUUACUCCUUGCAUUAAAUACUGUUCCGAGCAUAGUGGCAAGUUGGUGUAGCUGUUGCGGUACUCUGGGCGAUGCUGUCUCGGUUGGAACAAGUCCCUUUUUAGCAUUGCCCUCGUGAAGCUAGACUGUUGGCGUCUGCCACCUGCAGCCAAAUGUUGUACAAAGCUAAUUUUGAGGAAAGAAUCAGUUACUUUCUAGACAGGCACACCUGGGUUGUAAUCGUUCGUACUGGAGUAAAUGAAGACGGCCGGGGCGCAGUGUGUCACAGCGUUGUACCAGGAUUAUUCUGCGGGAAAUGUCAUGUUUAAAAAAUCACAGCCAUCAGUGCAUUUAUCUUUCCUUUUUAUGAAAGGGAGUUGUAGGCAUUUCUUCUCCCCUGCUUCCCAAAACCUUUUGAUGCAGAGUGUGCCAUUUUUAUUGUCAAAACGAAUCCUUAAUAUUUAAAAGAGGAUAUCAGGAGGAUGUUAGUUAUCUCCAUGUUGCUGUUGGGAGUUACUGUUUUGCUUCUAUUCCUCUUUCAGCCGACAAAGUUAUUGCGGCUUUCCUGACAUUUCAUGAAUCCGUGUCCUUCUGGGCAUUUAAACAUUGCUUGUUUCAGUUUUCAACAAAUGUAUUUUUCCCUUGGAAAACCUGUGAGGACAGUAGCUUUCCUUUAUAUUUUUCUGGGGUAUAUAGUCUCCUUAGCAUAAGAGCAAUGAGGUUAACCUCCCAAAAUUACUUCUGAAUCCACUAUAUUUCCUCUUGGGGGGAAAAAAACGCCAUGCACAUAAGAUUGCAAAACUGAGCUUAAGAGGAAUGGGUGCAGAGUUCAAGUCCUAAGCAGUUUUUUCACUCUGACAUUCUCCAGAUGCAUUAAAACUACAACUCUUAUAAAAUCUCUAAUCAUAACAUCAUGUAGCCCACUAGUGGUUUGUUUGUAGACUGAUACUUUAUUUGGGGAAGUCAGUGGUUAGCUUAUAUCUCUGUAAAACUGUUGCCAUUUGUUUUAAAAGAUGUGUGAGGAGGAAGGACUUAACUUUAGUCAUGAAAUGAUGUUAAUUUUUUUGCAUCCAUCCACUUAUGGUAGUAAUAUAUUUCAAAUACGUACCAUAAUACAUUGUUUUCUCAGCUCUUUAGGAGAUAUCAGACUUUUGUUUAAAUUAAAAGGAAGGAAAGAGUAAAACAUAGGGUGAGGGUGUUUUUUUUCUAAGUUGUCACUUUUUUGCGUCAUCUUAUUAAUAAGCACAUUGACUUUUGCAUUUCCAGGCUUAAAUGUUUAUUUUGUUGGAGCUGCUGUGACUUGAUGACAUUGAUGAGGAACAGAAUGGCCAGCUGUCCAAUUUUUUUUUUAAUUGAUUACAGUAUUUUUUUCCCCAGCAUCAAUAUGAAUAGGAACCACAGUCGUAUAUAUUGGUUAUAUAUGUUGUACCCAUCCACAAUUAAAGUUAAUUUUUAAAGCUUGAAAACAUACUAUGAUGAAAGUAUAUGUUCAACGUGAUUAUUCUUUCCCCCUAUUAUACUACAUCAUAAGAUUCACCCAGUUCUUUUGUUCUUCUGCAGUUGGUGUAAAUGACUGUAUAGGAUAUGACAGUAGAAAUUAGGAUUUACCUACAUUCAAUGGGUUGUACGAACUCUCAGCUGUAGUCAUUGAGAACUCUUAUCCAGUCCUUUUGAGUAGCGGUUCCAAGAACAAUGUCCAUUUUGUGCUAUUAUUUUGGACUUAACUCCAAAUUUAGCAGAUUUCAGUGCUGCCCUAUAUUUCUGAUACAGAAUACCUUUGCUAUUUGAGUGUUGCAUUUAGGUCAGGUUUGGGCACACCCCUUUAUGUUUUGCUCAUUCAUUUUUUAGGAUCUUGGGCAAAACAUUGGUUUUCUCUCUCUCUGUAAAUAAAUGCCUGUGCAUUCUAGCUGGCUGAGAGUGUUUUGAAGGUGUGUGUUGUGACCAAUGUGGUACUUUUCUACCAUCAUUAUGCACUAAAACAUGUUCAGUUGAUUGGACUGCUGAACUGGUUAUGUUGGACUGUUCUAUUUUCCUGGUUAUCCUGAGGUGCUAACAAAUAUGCUUAAUUUGAAUAAAAUCUAUUUUGUUUUG